AGAGGGGGAGUCAUUGUAAGAAACCUUUUUAAACUUAGACUUGAAUCCGUUUGGGAAGGAUAAAAAACAGACAGGUACAUUUCCAAUGAAGUGUAUUCACUUUUUGUAGUAGAUAGUGAAUUCUAACGUAUAUUUAUUCCCUCGGUAAAGUAUUAUGGACUAGCCCAUCACUGGCUAGCCCCUCAACAGCCGGCGUUCCGUGACACACGAGAUGAAAUGAUGUAACUUUUGCCGGUACCGGCUUUCCUUUACCUUCAACAGCACACCGACAAAAGGACGUCGUGUAGGGGGAACAUUCUCAAGCUUUUUGUUGAACAAAUGGCUCGGUUUCUUUAGUGUAGGUGAACAGACAGCGGGCACACUGCCGGUAAGUUACAGUUGUUUCUCCGGUAGACUCGGUACAGUAGUAGGACAGUAGAGGAUGAAUCCAGCUCGUCGCUGCUCGGCCUUAUUGAGGAGCCAGCUGUGUGUGUCCUCACGGGGAGGCCUGACAGCCAGGAGACCGGGAGCAGCCCCAGCCCCGGCGGGGACACGGUACUGUCAGUCCGGGGUCGGAGGAGGAGGAGGAGGAGGGGGAGUCAAAGCGACCUCUCCGCCGCUGAAGCCGACUCGAGCAUCCACCACCACUGGGACAGCAGCAGUUUAUCCAAUGGGUGGCAGCAGCAGCAGCAGGUUGUUUGGUACGUUGGCCCAGUCACUGAACAGCGCCCCCCUGGCCCAACCAGACCUAUACCCAGAAGAGAACCAUGACCAGGACCUGGUCGAGACCAACCCGGACCAGCUGCUCAGAGAGUGUGAGGAGGCCCUGCAGAGGCGUCCGGCCCGGCCACAUCGGGAUCUGGUCUGUCCCAGCGGCAUGGCGCCCUGCCCCCACAAGCACAACCCAUCGAUACGGAUCAUGCAGUGGAAUAUACUCGCACAAGCUCUUGGUGAGGGGAAGGACGGGUUUGUCCGCUGUCCACUGGACGCUCUCAACUGGCAGGAAAGGAAGUACCUGAUCCUGGAAGAGAUCCUCACCUACCGCCCAGACAUCCUGUGCCUACAGGAAGUGGACCACUACUACGACACUUUCCAGCCAAUCAUGGCCAGCCUCGGUUACCAUGGCACCUUCCUGGCCAAACCCUGGUCUCCCUGUCUGGACGUAGAGCAGAAUAACGGCCCCGACGGCUGCGCCCUGUUCUACCGCCGCUCACGCUUCUCUCUCCAGGCCACGGCUCACCUGCGUCUGUCGGCCAUGAUGCUGCCCACCAACCAGGUGGCCAUCGUCCAGACUCUGCACUGCCAGAUAACGGGCCGCCGGCUGUGCGUGGCCGUCACCCAUCUGAAAGCUCGUAGCGGAUGGGAGAGGCUGCGGAGCGCGCAGGGUGCCGACUUGCUGCAAAGUUUACGCAGCAUCACAUCCCACGCUGGCAGCCAGAACGAGGCGGCGCCAGGUGCCGUCCCUCUGGUGGUGUGCGGGGACUUUAACGCAGAGCCCUCAGAGGACGUUUACCGGCGCUUCAGCGCCUCCGCUCUCGGCCUGAACUCCGCGUACAAGCUGUUGAGCUCCGACGGACAGACGGAACCGGCCUAUACCACGUGGAAGAUCCGCCCCUCUGGAGAGAGCUGCAGCACUCUGGACUACAUCUGGUAUACCCACGAUGCUUUGAGUGUGGAGCGCCUGUUGGACAUUCCCACGGAGGAGCAGAUCGGCCCAGACCGCCUCCCCUCCUACCACUACCCCUCUGACCAUCUAUCACUGCUCUGUGACGUGAGCUUCAGGGAGGAGCCCCAUAGGUUGAUGUAGGCAGCCCUGGACCAAUAGGAGCACCGCUAGACGUGGACUGCUUGAAACAAUACUCCACCUUUACUGUAGAUCAGAGAGAGGACAGUGAACGUGACAUCAGAGUGUGAAUAAUUUGCAAUCAUGGGACACAAACCACUUUCUGUAAUGUUGCUAUUAUUAUUUAAAAGAUAGUCAUAAUGGGGGACAUUAGAAGAUCAUCACUUCUGAUGUACUUCUAGUUUUAACUUGGUAUUUGAUCCAUCGACUGUAGAGAUGGGUGAGCCUGUCAGUCCGCAGGUUCUUUGAGCUUUUUAACUAAACUCUCUGUUGUUUUUUUUAACUGAACUUCAGCUGAUAUGGCAGCUUAAGGGGUUCAUCUGCUGAACUUUGAAAACUGUAAACCAACUGCAGUUAAGAACAUUCUUAUUUCAUUAAUUUAUUACAUUAUUCUUUAUACUUUUUUUCAGUUGGUUAUACCAUAAUCAACCGUUUUUCCUUUAGUGUUUUUAAAUUUCGCAACCAUCCUCGAUGAUUCCUGUUUGACUUUGGUAAUCAUGACAAUGUUGUUGCUGUGACUACACUGAACAUGAGGAGAAAUGUUAAGAUAUAGAAAUAAAGUCACUAUUUUUACUCUUA
Sebastes umbrosus (honeycomb rockfish) is the source of this 2401-nucleotide messenger RNA. It is a transcript of the gene nocta, whose product is annotated as nocturnin a. Lineage: Eukaryota; Metazoa; Chordata; Actinopteri; Perciformes; Sebastidae. Gene Ontology annotation, molecular function: poly(A)-specific ribonuclease activity. Gene Ontology annotation, biological process: circadian rhythm. Bases 422 to 1786 code for a protein of 454 amino acids. The transcript has 3 exons. The record is from RefSeq and is a predicted model, not a curated record.